Molecule: messenger RNA, 6502 nt
Organism: Globicephala melas (long-finned pilot whale)
Lineage: Eukaryota; Metazoa; Chordata; Mammalia; Artiodactyla; Delphinidae
Gene: PGAP4
Product: post-GPI attachment to proteins GalNAc transferase 4
Biological process (GO): GPI anchor biosynthetic process
Cellular component (GO): Golgi membrane
Molecular function (GO): glycosyltransferase activity
Source: RefSeq, a predicted model, not a curated record
UGGGGGCUGCAGUCGCUCCCCAGCUCUCAGGUCACAUGGCCUGCCAGAGCGAGGGGACUCCGCGCCGGAGCUGCGCCGCAGGAGGUGAGGUUUCCGCGCGCACCCGGCUGCGCCCGCUCUUCCGAGGCCUCAGGGUCCGGCGAUGGCUCCUCCAUGGGCAUGGGCCAGAUAGACGAGGCGACACCAGCAGCGGCCUUCAGCGUGCGCAGGGGACGGAGCUGACCGCCCCCACCGGGUAGGUUUCCGCUGCGCACGAUCUGCUCAGCCCCCUUGGCAUCAUGACUGGAGCGCCCACCCCGGAGACGUCUCCAGAGCGAGGGAAAAAGAAUUAGGGUUGCUGCAGCUGGCACGCGGAGAGCAAUUGCAGGGUCUGGCGCAGCCUGGGAGGGCCUGCGACCCCGGCGGUGUUCUCUGGGCGGGCGGGCUUCGCUGCGGCCCCGCUCGUGGCGGUGGCUGCUUCCUGCCGGAGGACUGCGGGGACCCCAAAAGGGCGGCCCCCGCGCGGCCAGGGCCGGGAUCUGCGCAGGGAUGACAGUGUUGCAGCGAGCUUGCCUCCCUACCCCUUGUCCGCUUCCGUGGCGCCGCGAGGCCGACAGAAAGGCUGGAGCCGGGCGUGUGCGAGUCCAGGUUUGCCUUGCACUGAUUUUGGCCUGAGAUCCAGGAUGGUUUGUUCUUGGGACCAGACCUGACCAGAAGUCGACCUCAUGAGCACUUCAAGCUCUCUAGCUGCCAUGCUCCUCCGGAGGCUGAGGCGGCUCUCCUGGGGCAGCACUGCUGUCCAGCUCUUCAUCUUAACAGUGGUGACCUUUGGUCUGCUGGCCCCCCUGGCCUGUCACCGGCUUCUGCAUUCUUACUUCUACCUGCGCCACUGGCAUCUGAACCAAAUGAGCCAAGAGUUCCUGCAGCAAAGCUUGAAAGAGGGUGAAGCUGCCCUCCACUACUUUGAGGAGCUGCCCUCUGCCAAUGGCUCGGUGCCCAUUGUCUGGCAGGCCACUCCCCGCCCCUGGCUGGUCAUCACCAUCAUCACUGUGGACAGGCAACCUGGCUUCCACUACGUCCUGCAGGUGGUGUCCCAGUUCCACCGGCUCCUUCAACAAUGCGGCCCCCAGUGUGAGGGGCACCAACUCUUCCUGUGCAACGUGGAGCGGAGUGUGAGCCAUUUCGAUGCCAAGCUGCUGUCCAAGUACGUUCCUGUGGCCAACCGCUAUGAGGGCACUGAAGAUGACUACGGCGACGACCCUUCGACCAACUCGUUUGAGAAAGAGAAGCAGGACUACGUCUAUUGCCUGGAAUCCUCCCUGCAGACCUACAACCCAGACUACGUCCUGAUGGUGGAAGACGACGCCGUUCCAGAAGAGCAGAUCUUCCCAGUCUUGGAGCACCUUCUGCGGGCUCGUUUCUCCGAGCCGCACCUCAGAGAUGCCCUUUAUCUAAAGCUCUAUCACCCCGAGAGGCUCCAGCACUACAUCAACCCAGAGCCCAUGAGGAUCCUGGAGUGGGUCGGUGUCGGCAUGUUGCUGGGGCCCUUACUAACCUGGAUAUACAUGCGGUUUGCCAGCCGGCCGGGGUUUAGCUGGCCCGUCAUGCUCUUCUUCUCCCUGUAUAGCAUGGGGCUGGUGGAGCUGGUGGGCCGGCACUAUUUCCUGGAGCUGCGGCGGCUGAGUCCUUCCCUGUACAAUGUGGUCCCUGCUUCACAGUGUUGCACCCCGGCCAUGCUCUUCCCUGCCCCGGCGGCCCGGCGGACCCUCACUUACCUGUCCCAGGUGUACUGCCACAAGGGCUUCGGCAAGGACAUGGCACUGUACUCACUGUUGAGGGCCAAGGGGGAGCGGGCCUAUGUGGUGGAGCCCAAUCUCGUGAAACACAUCGGGCUCUUCUCCAGCCUUCGGUACAACUUUCACCCAAGUCUGCUCUAGCCUGCCAAGAAAUGCCUUUCUGAAGUUGGCCACUUCUUGGAGAUUCAACUAUUGAGCUCUUUAUUUGGACAUGGUUGCUUGCCGAUAUUUCAUUGUUUUAGGGUUGCUAGGGAUAUAGACACUGGGAUGGCUGAGGAACAUACAAGUCCAGAACCUUGGCUUUGGUAACUCUCUGGCAGGAGCAAGCUGUUCACCGUGGGUCCAGACCUCUCGCCCUCCACACAACCACACUGCCUCAUGCAGUCUGACCCACCCAAAGAAGGGCAUUUAAACACCACUUAUAUUCUCCAGUUGUUUUUCACUCUGCUUCACGACAGAGUUUGUGACUGCCAAAAAUAUUGUACACAGUGAUAUGACCAGUUUAGGAUUUUAAGCGUAGAAUUUGGUGAAAGGUGAGAUUCUUUUGCAAUGAUUUCUUUCUCAUUGGGAAUAAGAAUGGAUGUAUGUUUAGAAUAUAUGUCCCAAGAGGCAGGACCACGUUGAUAGAUUCUAUUUGUUUCCUUGACCUGGAGUAAUAAAAGCCGCGCAGGGCCCGGCAUCUUGGAGGCAGGUGACCCGGCUUUUGUUACCUGGCGUUUUCUUUUCCACACAUCUGUAGUGCACUGAUAAUCAAUGUUGUCUGUGAGAACUUUAAGGCACAGCAAGAUCUGAAAUCACCUUCUGGAUCCUCAAAGUCAGAUUGCUUAUGUUUAGUAGUGAUUUAAUAUUGAAGAUUUCUAUCAUAAUCUGAUUCUUUGAAAGUUGGACAUUGCAGAAUGAUAUAGAAUGGGUGAGCUUUUUACUAAUAGCAUAUCCUUUUCCCUAACUUCGCUGGCUAAUCAUUCACCUUCACUUCUUUUUCUUCUAUGUAGCAUGAUGUUAUAGAAGAAAAAGCAUGGACUGAAGUCAGAAGACCUGAAUUUUUAUUUCAGAUCUCUGUUAGAUCCCAGUGGUGUGAACUUGGGCAAGUCAUAAGCACUCUGCAUCUCAGGUUUGUCACCUGUAAAAUGGGGACAGUGAUAUCUACUUUUUUACGUUGCCUUGAGGAUUAAAUGACAAAAUGUAUGUAGAACACUAGCAAGUGCUUAUCUCACAGAGGGCACUUGGUGAAUAUUAGUUCUUCUCUCUCCUAUAAUAAGCAUAUGAAACUCAAGUGUAUUUUGGAUAAAGGUAUUAAUGAUGUUAUUUAAAGUAUGAUAUGGGGCAUAGGGCUGACACCUAUGGAGCAGUUGUUCCAGACCAAACACUGCUAGGAUAAAGGCUGACUUUUCCUUGUGACUUCGGAAGGAUAUGCAGCUCAAGAUAAGAAUUGUUCAUUCAACUGGCAGUGACCUGAGACUCCUCUUGAGCUUAUUCCAAGACUAGCAUCUGAAAACUACUCUUCUCAAAAGUUACAAGUAAAUUUCAUUUGACAAUACUUACCACACCAGUGGCCAACUGUCCCUUUGUGGGGAUGGAUGAUUAUAUUAGAGUGCAAGCAGCUGUCCAGUUUGUUUCAGUGCCACAUCUUCCCUUUGCUUUUAAGUUUCCACAGUGAGCUAACAUCUUGGGAUCUGCUCGAGAACACUGAGAGAGUAACAGGGGUUCAUCACCACACUUUAUAGAUGAACAAACAGGCCCCGAAAUAUUAAAGGAUUUCUUCAGGUUCACACAGCUGAACAGCAACAGAGAGGACUGGAAUGUAGUAGAUUUUCUGACUUCCAGCCCCUGUACUUUUUUCUUAACUGCAUUCAUUUUAUAAAUAUCUAUGUAGUCAAAUUCUCUUUUGUGAAAUCUGAUUGUAACCUGGACUAAAUAAUGUCUCUGUAAGCUAAGGUGGUAAAACCUCACUGUGGUGUUGGUCUUGGGGAACAAACAGGUAUCAAUAUGUGUUGUGUUAUUAUAGUGAGCUGUUAUGUAUCCCCCAGGAAUGUACAAAGUGACUAGAGCUACUGGAUUACUUAUUGAGAUUCUCAGAUUCCACCCCUUCAUCUCUCCUCGCCCAGUAACUGGUUCAGCCCCAUGUUUGAGAAGAGAACCACCCUCAACCUAGAGUUCAUUUGAGUUUGUUGCAUUAGUGAUUGGAUCUCCUCAUGAAAAUUUGUGUCCAAUGACAAAACAUGUAAGCUGGCCAAGCCCUAGAUCAGAAUCAUUGCUGGUUUCCAUUUCUGCUCUUUCUAAUUCAGUUGUCUACCACACGCAGACAUUCCUUCCCCUGACUCCUUCAUUCUCGAUGGCUAAAGUCAUCUUUGCCUUGUCUUAUUUCUCUACCCACACACUAAGACAUCUUCCCCCAUUGAUCUUAACUAGAAUCUGCCAUCCUUGGACAUUUUCUGCAGAAGCAAACAUGCUACCCACUUUUAUCCCUACCCACUUUCUAGAUCACCCUUCCUUUUGUCUCUCAUUCCUAGAGUCCAAAUUGUGUGUGUUGUCCUGGAUUAGGACAGCUGACAGCUGUCUCUCAUUUAAUUAAAGCUGAAGUCUCUCAUUUAAUCCUAAGCAGAGGGCUAGGGGAGAACUGAAGUCCCCUUCCAAUAUCAAGGGACAUAGUUUACCAGGAGGGUAAAGGCCUCUAACAGUCCUGCAUACUUUUCAGAAGUUAAAUUAUUGUCAGGCCUAAGAAGCCCUAUUGUGACUGACUGUAUUUGCAUAGACUUAUCAGUUCAAAUAAAUGCACCCGUUUCACCAAGUCAUCCUGAGAAAACUGGUCGUUCUCUUGUUUCUACAGAUGAGUUUUUCUGAUGUGGUGAAUAGUAUCGAACACACACACACACUCACGCUAUUGUGGGGUGUGAGCCAUUCAAAAGUAUGGGCUGUUUGCUUAAAAAUUCGUAAGUGAAUCUUGUAUUUCUUAAAUGGAAGCAUUUGAAUUGUGCUUUCUUUUUUUUACAAAAAAAGUGGUGAGAAUACUAUAGUGCAACUGGAGAAUACAAGUAGGAUGAAUAUAAUGAUAGGAUUAAUUUAUUUUACCUUGGAUACAGUCCUCAUUUGGGGGAAUUUAUUUAAUUGGUAACUUAAUUUAGGUAAAGAGGCAUUCUCUUUGGAUUUGAUUACUGUGGGAUUUUUAUAUACACUAUGAUGCAUUGUGAAUUACUGUAACACAAUAUAAAAUUGGGUAAUUUUAAGUCACAUGAUCCAUUUGGAUAUUUUUAUCCCAGCUACAAUGAGUUUGCUGAGAAAUGCUCAUUAACUGGCACUGUUUUUUUUAGGUUGGAUUUUGUUUGGAAAAAAACCCUGGAACUACAUCAAAGAUGAUUGGAAAUGUAAUUUUAAAGUACUUAAUAUAACUGCAGUGGAGAUGUGCUGUGGCUUCCAGGUCAUUACAGUGCUUGGAUUACAACAUUGUUGUGAGUCAUCACUCUGCAAUGAAUGGGGAUCUGGGGGUUAAAAUUUAACAAAUUUUCUUGAUCUUUUCCCUAACAACCUACGCAGAAACAUGGAUGAGUGAUUUAAAAAAAAAAAAAGCAUCUAUGUUAAUAAUUUGGGGGUAAAAACAGAUGAAAAUAUAAAGGCAAAUGAUGAAUUUAUCAAAAAGAAACAAGGACCAGAUGGCAUAAGUAUGUAGGAAUGGAUAGCUCAGAGAGAUGGGGGAAGUAGACAAAGAUGUAGAGUGAAGCAGAGAGUCUCACAUUUGUCACCUUUUGUGUGUCCCAAACUCCCGUAUGUAAUAAAUCCUUUAUGUCUGCCCCACUGUCAUGAAAUCUUUAUAGGACCAGCCUAUGGAGAAUACAAAGGAAUGAAACAAUGGAUCGUCAGUGUUCUGGAUAAAUAAUUCAUCCCUUUGCUAGGACCUGGCUUCCUAUUGCAUUUAGAAUAAAAUACAAACCUCUACAUUACCUCCCAGGCCAGAUGUGACCUGCCCCUGCAAAACUUCAUUUCUUAACCACUUCCAUCCUUUUUCUCCAAGCUCUAGCCACACCUGCUGUCUUUAACUUCCUCAGACUUGUUACAGCAGUUCUUACUACAAAAGGAAUUUUCACUGCUAUUCUCUCUGUCUGGAAUGCUUUUCUCUUAGCUGAAUCUUUCCUGUAAUAUAGGUAUCAAUUAAAUUUUAAUUCCUCUUCCCCCAACAGACUUUCCGUCCCAUCUAAAGCAGUCUUUCCCCUUCCCAACCACCAGGUCAUCUAUCACGUUAUGCAGUUUGAUUCCCUUCAAAGCUCUUAUUACCUGAAAUGUAUUAUUUUUGUUUUUUUCCUCUAUUCUACACCUCCCCAGAAUAUAAGUUCCAGAAUAUCAGGGGUCUUCUAGGCUUCAUUCACUGCUCUAUCCCUAGAACCUAGAACAAUACCUGAGACAUAGUAGGAAAUGAAUGAGAGAGAGAGAUGGUGGUAGUAGAGGGAGAAAGAAAGGAAGAAAGGAAGGGAGAAAAAGAACAAAGGGAUCCACAGUGGAACUGCCUCCAGAAAAAAAGACUACUGGAAGAAAAGAAAUGGGACUAGGGAAGAAAAUUAGAAAGAGAGGAACAAAGAGGGAUCCAGGUAGUGAGGGCUGGUUAUGAUGUACAAUUUUGACACCUGUAAAAAGAAGUUUUUUAUGUGUUUUCCAGGCAAAGGGAGUGACAAAUGCAAAAAGGAACUUUUUACACCACCACACAGCUACUUUUUUCUCUGUUGUUAUUAGGGUUUUGU